AUUUCUGAAAAAUGACCAAUGAGGAUUCACGUUUCAUUUGUAGAAAAGAAACGUCAUUUACUUCCAUUUUGCUUCGUGUACAAAGCGAGUCAACGAAAUAUAACCAAUAUUUACACAACAUACUGUUGUGAAAGACAAUUUCAUAAACAAGAUUAAAACUGGUGUUGUUAUUAAAAAAUGUUCUUAUGGGAUUGGUUUACUGGUAUUUUAAACUUCCUGGGUUUAUAUAAAAAGUCUGGAAAGUUGGUAUUUCUAGGUUUAGAUAAUGCAGGAAAAACUACUUUACUACAUAUGUUAAAAGAUGACAGAAUGGCACAGCAUGUUCCAACAUUACAUCCUACAUCUGAAGAAUUAUCAAUGGGUGGUAUGAGAUUUACAACUUUUGAUCUAGGAGGUCAUCAACAAGCACGAAGAGUAUGGAAAGAUUACUUCCCAGCAGUAGAUGGUAUUGUAUUCCUUAUUGACGUCUGUGAUAGAGAACGAUUCGUAGAAGCUAAAGCUGAACUAGAUAGUUUACUGACAGAUGAACAAGUUGCCAAUGCGCCAUGUUUAGUUCUUGGUAAUAAAAUUGAUAAAGCUGGUGCCGCUAGUGAAGAUGAAAUUAGACAUUGGUUUGGACUCCAUGGACAGACGACAGGAAGGGGUACAGUUGCACGAAGUGAGCUACCUGGCAGGCCUUUAGAACUGUUUAUGUGUAGUGUAUUAAAACGUCAGGGAUAUGGUGAAGGUUUCCGAUGGAUGGCACAAUAUAUUAAUUAAAUCAUCAUUGGGUGAAUGAGACGGAUGCAUGUUGUAAGAAAGGACGUCACCAAACCUCAUUUUCAGACAGAAUUUUAUACAAGUGUAUAUUUUGAUAACACUUAAUGUACAGAUAAUAAUAUCAGAUUAUUAGAAUAACAGAUGAACACAAUCAAUGGUUGUUUACAGUAUGAUUAUUAUGCAAUGUUCACUUUAAGUAUGAUCCAUCCUGAAUAAGUUAUUUGAAGAAGACUCAGACCAUAGCUGGUUCAUGUUUUAUGGUAAAAGCUUUAAUAUCAAGACAGGAUGAGUGAAAGCUAAUGUUGAAUAUUCUUAAUACUGAAAGCAAUUUUGAAAUAUUAAAUAAACAUGAUAUUCUGUAUAAGUAAAGUUGUAGUGUGUUAUUCAGAAAUUUGAUAGCAUGCUACUUGUACUAUUUAUAGAAUUAUAGAUAUAAAAAAAAUCUUAAUUGCCAUUGAAUGAUGCAUUUACUAUAAUGAAAAAUGUUUAAACUUAUCAGAUUCUGUUAACUUUUUCCAGAUCAUAUGGUCAGCAAUCAAAAAUAUUACUCCUGGUGACUUUUUGAUCAAUGUAGGCACUCAUAGUAUAACUUAAUGUGGAUAUUUUGUAACAAGCUACAAACUAAAGUAUAUGAUAUUUGACAUGGUAUUUCCAUUGCAUCCAUAAUGAACUUUAAUUAUUAUAUGCUUAAACAUGGAAUAGACACCUAGAUAAAUAAGGAUUUUUAUUAAUUUA
Molecule: messenger RNA, 1494 nt
Organism: Mytilus trossulus (common blue mussel)
Lineage: Eukaryota; Metazoa; Mollusca; Bivalvia; Mytilida; Mytilidae
Product: GTP-binding protein SAR1b-like
Exons: 7
Coding region: 178-759 (193 amino acids)
Biological process (GO): membrane organization; intracellular protein transport; vesicle organization
Cellular component (GO): COPII vesicle coat; endoplasmic reticulum exit site
Molecular function (GO): GTP binding; GTPase activity
Source: RefSeq, a predicted model, not a curated record